CAACCGAGAUGCCGGUGACGAUCACGGAGUCGGACCUCGCGCGGAUCCUCCGCAACGUGUCCGAGCCCGAGGUAACCAACCGCGAGGCGAAGCGCGCGCAUCUGCGCGAGCUCUCGCAGACGCGCACCAACAAGUGGCCCAACACGCUCGAGGCGAUGCGGCGCAAGAAAGAGAACUGGAAGAAAGACAAGGAGGACCGGGAAGAGGACGAGCGGCGCAAGGUCGACAUGGAAGAAGCGCGCCUCCAAAAAGAAGCGCGGACACGCCAGAUCGAGCGCGCCAACCGCCUCUUGUACGAGCAAACCGACAAGAUGAAGACGCUGCGGUCGAAGGAGCUCCUCAACGACGUGCUCGCGGACCGCGAGUUUCAGCUCGCGGAGAAAGCGGCGCUCGCCGCCAUGGACAAGCGCGUCGAAGACCAAUGGAUUGCACUCGAGCGCGCCCAGCUUGCGGACGCGGACGCCAAGAAGGCGGCCGACGAGGCCCGGCGCCACGCCCAGUUCCUCGCGCUCGCCGCGAAUCAGAAGACCCAGCUUGAAGAGUACAAAAACAACUUUAUCGCGACGCUGCGAGAAGAGAAGCGAGAUGGCGACCGGAUCAAAGCCAAGGUGGAGCAAGACAACCGCGACGAAGACGAAGCCGAGGCUGCGCGGAAACGCAAGUCCAAACAAGCCAACGAAGACACGCGGCUCGCCAACGAGCGCCUCAAGGCUCUGCGCGUGAGAGAAAAGGAGCUCGAGUACCAAGAAGACCUCAAGCGCGAAGAAGAUGCGCAGAAGAAGGAGGCGCGUGUCGCCAAGCGCGAAGCACUGCAACGUCAGAAGGAGGAGCGCAAGACUGCCCAAAAGAUGCGCAUGAUCGACCUCGCGACGGAAAAUUUACUCAAGGUCGAGCAAAAGUCGGAAGCGCGGCUCGAAAAUCAAAAGAAGGAGGUGCAGUUGAAGGAGGACACGGAGCUCAAGCACCGCGCCGACCGCCGCGCGGCCCAAAAGCGGGCGAUCGACCACAGCCGCGCGCACCAGCUAAGCGAGAAGGCACGCGUCAAGGACGAGGAGCGCGCGAGCGCAAAAGAGCAAAUGGUGCAGUGGGCCGAGUACAACCGCAGCGUCGAUCAAGCGUUGAUUCACGAAGAGAACGAGCGCCGACUGGACAACAUGAGACUCGCAGCGCUCCAGCAGCAGCAGGCGCAGGCCAAGCGAAGCCUCGACAUGGAGGAGCGGGCGGCGCAGAUUCUAGCCGAAGAAACCAUCAAAAUUUCCCAGUCGACCGAGCAAGAGCUCUACACACAGUACGCGUCACAGGUGCUCUCGGCCGCCGAAGCCAGAGGCGUCAAGAAUACCUUCCCGCUCAAGCAAGCAAUGAAGGCCAAGAACAUUGACCUUCUCCCGGCCGGUGGGUUUCGUAUAUAAAAAGAGUCCGACGAGUUUGUAUGCAAUUUCGUCC
Saprolegnia parasitica CBS 223.65 is the source of this 1443-nucleotide messenger RNA. RefSeq lists its product as hypothetical. NCBI's taxonomy places the organism in Eukaryota, Oomycota, Saprolegniomycetes, Saprolegniales, Saprolegniaceae. The record is from RefSeq and is a predicted model, not a curated record. Bases 9 to 1409 code for a protein of 466 amino acids. The transcript is spliced from 3 exons.